AUAUUAUAUUAUAUUAUAACGGGACACAUUUUCGAUCUACAGUUUAGCCCUGCGACUGGUUUAUAUUUCUGUGGAUGGAAAUUGAUUACAAAUAAUAUUUCGAUUGAAAUAUGACUGUAAACGUUUAUCACAUGUGGUAAAUAUUUGACUAUUUUGCCCAAGUGAGCUGCGAGACUGUGUGCUUUUUGACGGACAGCUGCUAUACAGGAGCUUUUGCCCCGCCCCUUUACAGAUGCAUGAGGUCUGUCCAGAGGAAACACCUGGCGCAGGUGAGCCCUCGGGUUGAUUUCAGUUCAGUUAUGCUGCUGCUGAUGUUGUUGGCUUGAGGUUUGAUUCGCAAAUGACGUCACUACACAGUGAACGUGUUCUAUAAUAACAUAAUAACAGAUAGUGCUGUAGAAGGAACCCAGUACUGCUGUCUGAUUUAGAACAACGGAUGAUUAGAGACAAUCCAACGGUGACCUGUGCGCAGGUGAGCUAGCAGAAGGGGUGUUUAUCCGAAUGACAGAACCAGAUCUGCACUGGCCCCGCCUCUACAGAUCCCUCACCAAUCAGGUCUCUGCAGAGGAAACACCUGCUGCACCUGAGUGACAGGUUAAACUUUCCUUGGCUCCUCCUCCUCCCCCGUUUCAGCCAGUCUAGUCUUUGGGAUGAGAACACGCCCUCAUACCCCCCCCCCCCCUCUCCCUCUCCCUCUCCGCUGGCCAUCCUAGGAUUCCUCUGAGGAGUAAAAGUAACAUUUGGCGAAAGGACACCCGACACCCGGUAACCGGAUCCCGAGGCGGAAGAGUGACUGAAUGGAGUGAACAAAUAACUCAGGCAUGUCUUCCUGUGGCCUGAAUGUGAGUCAAACACCGGAGGUCCGCGCGCCGCCCCGGGACGUGAAGGAAGACGAUGAGGACUCUGAGUAUUUUGCGCGCACGCCCGCCGCCACCGAUUUCUCUCCUCCUUCGUCAUCAUCAUCAUCAUCGCCUUCCUCCUCGUCUCCGUCUCCGUUGUGCUUCUCCGCCGAGCAGGUGGCGUGUGUGUGCGAGGCGCUGCAGCAGGCGGGACGGGUGGACCGCCUGGCCCGGUUCCUGAGCACUCUCGGCGGCGGAUCACACGGCGGCGGUGAGAGUGUACUCCGCGCGCGCGCUCUCGUCGCCUUCCACCAGGCGCGCUACAGCGAGCUGUACGGUAUCCUGCAGGGCCACAGCUUCAGUCCCGCGUGCCACGCCGCGCUGCAGGAGCUCUGGUACAAGGCGCACUACACGGAGACGGAGAAGGCGCGCGGCCGCCCGCUCGGCGCUGUGGACAAGUACCGCGUGCGCCGGAAGUUCCCGCUGCCGCGCACCAUCUGGGACGGAGAGGAGACCGUGUACUGCUUCAAAGCGCGCUCACGAAACGCGCUCCGGGACGCGUACGCGCGCAACCGCUACCCGUCCCCGGCGGACAAGAGGAACUUAGCCAAAGUAACGGGACUGUCGCUCACUCAGGUCAGCAACUGGUUCAAAAACCGGCGGCAGAGAGACCGGAACCCGUCCAAAAGUGAAUCCGACGGGAACCACAGCACCGAGGACGAGAGUAGUAAAGGACGUGAGGAUUUGUCUCCGUGUCUGCUCUCAGGCUCUGCUGAUAGGAUGGCGUCACACGUAUCUCCUCCCUCCCGAGCCUCAGGACUCCAUCCAACGGAAGACGAUGAAAACUUCCUGUAUAACGGGGCUUUCCUUCCGUCCUCCUCCAGGUUCCUCUCCUCCACAGGAAGCCUGGCGUUCGGCGUUCCGGGUCUCACGCUCCAGCCGCCGGAGUACAGACCCGAGACCGACGGCGCUGAAGACGGAGACAGAGCGAGCGAGAUGGACAGAGCAGAAGCGAUGGAUUCUUCUGACGGAGACGGAGCGCGUGAGAAAAGGAUGGACGGAUCAGACGGAGGAGACGACGGCGUGUUGGCGAUCUCUUUCUUCAGAGGCGCAGUGAACAGCGGAGCUUCAGGUACAGAGUACGAUCACGCGGCAAAGGUCCAGCUCACGAGUUACGUUCCGGAAGAUGAAGCUACGGCAGAAGGAGGAAGUGAAGAAUCGUCGCUGAUGAGAGACUCUUUAACUCUUCCUCAUCUGCAGCUGCCUUCAUCUUCCUCACCUGCUGCACCGACACAAGGUGAGAGCGUUAGCUUAGCUGUGGAGCAGGAGCGGGGGAGAUUGGCUCGUCUGCAGCCCAGCACGGUGCUCUUUAACCUGGGCGACUCUUCUGCGCUCGGUCCAGUCAAACAGGAGCGUGAGAGGGACGUGGAUUUCUCCUCUGUGCAGAACACACACCUGCGCUUCACACACACACUGCUACACCCUCCACAUGGUCAGGCGGAACUGGCGGACUUCAGGGGUCAUGACCCUCAGUUGACCUCUGACCUCAGUGAGGACUUCCUGUGUGCUGCAGCAGACGUAUAGAGAGACGACCUGAAUUUUGUGACGUGUUAGAAUAUGUUCUGUGUGUGUGUGUGCGUGCGUCCGUGCGUGCGUGCGUGCGUGCGUGUGUAUGUGCGUGCGUGCGUGCGUGUGUGUGUGUGUGUGUGUGUGUGUGUGUGUGUGUGUGAGACGAGAGGGUGAAUGUAUUAGAUUUCAGAUAAGAAGUGCUAAAAAACCAAACUGUAAAAUGGACACACUUUACUGUUACUUUAGUUAAAAGUCAGAAACCGGACUCGCGCACAUCGCAGGAUUCAUGCGAGCCAAUCAAAACGAUCAUUGUGUCUUAACUAAUUUGCAUGAAAUGUGAGUUUCAGUAUCAGCUGUCUGUGUGUCACUGUGAGUGUGAGGUUAUACAUUUACAAGUUAUACAGUUUUUUUUUAUUUCAAUAUAAAAUAUGCUUUAUUUAAACAUACUCAAUCGGCUGAUGCGUUUAUGCUUUUCAUCACUGACACCACUGACAUCACAGUACACCUCUGACACCACUGACAUCACAGUACACCUCUGACACCACUGACAUCACAGUACACCACUGACACCACUGACAUCACAGUACACCACUGACAUCACUGACAUCACAGUACAUCACUGACACCACUGACACCACUGACAUCACAGUACAUCACUGACACCACUGACAUC
This is a messenger RNA of Ictalurus furcatus (blue catfish), 3081 nucleotides long. Its product is annotated as homeobox protein SIX1-like. Gene Ontology annotation, molecular function: DNA-binding transcription factor activity, RNA polymerase II-specific; RNA polymerase II cis-regulatory region sequence-specific DNA binding. Gene Ontology annotation, biological process: regulation of transcription by RNA polymerase II. NCBI's taxonomy places the organism in Eukaryota, Metazoa, Chordata, Actinopteri, Siluriformes, Ictaluridae. The coding region runs from base 822 to 2423 and encodes 533 amino acids. The record is from RefSeq and is a predicted model, not a curated record. The transcript is spliced from 3 exons. Gene Ontology annotation, cellular component: transcription regulator complex; nucleus.